This is a messenger RNA of Durusdinium trenchii, 1230 nucleotides long. Lineage: Eukaryota; Dinophyceae; Suessiales; Symbiodiniaceae. The record is from the annotation of a GenBank genome assembly.
AUGAUGAUGAUGGUUGUGGAUCAAGGUGUGUGUUACGUGCCAGUUUCGGUUCUGGUGCCCGUUGAGUUUGUGCCUACAGGUGGCAUGCCACCUGUGCAGACGACACGCGUGGAGAGCGACCUAAGCGAUCAGGAGGUGCAAAUGCUAUGCAAAUCCGUCGGAAUGAAGAAUAUCGGUCCGUACUGGAUCCGCAAACAAAUCGCCGAAAUUUUGUGGAUGGAGGUACGGGCCAUCAGAACUUUGAUUUGGGGCGAGUUGCAUCUUCAAAACUCCCCGGAUCUUGGAAAAGAGGAGAAAAAGACUGUGACCAUCGCAGUCCGAGAUUGGGUGAUCACAAGCUUGUGGUCCGCAUGGAUCGGGCCAGUGGAGAAAAGACUCCAGGCAGCGAAAAGACAAGAAACCCUGUCAUGGAUCCUUGAAAGGUUGGUUUUCUUCGACAGUGCACGAGAGGUCGCGCAGCCCUGUAUCUCGCGGCUGUUCGGAGGGCUGAGAAAAGCCUUGAAAAAAAAUGUGGAUGGGGAGGUGCCGCAGGUGCAUCCCCGAUUGGAGGCAUAUGUUCAGCAAUUUCUUCAAAUGCAGGAUUAUGCAGCAUUGAAGAAGGCAUUAUUAAUCCAGAGUGUCAUGCGGAUGCGUGGAUCGAGCACUGACAAAGGGAAAAUCCUACAUUUCCUGUGUGACUGGUCCGCAAGGGUUCUAUUGACCCGAGAGCGCGUCAAGUUUCUUUCAAACGGCUUCCACACCGUGAAGGAACGGUUGCAAAGGAAAUGGCCAAAGGUGGCGGUGGGGCGGGUCUGGAAUCAGCUCCAACCCAACAUCGGAACCUAUCAAAGAAGGUUGGAGGAGCUGACCUUCAGACACACAGACAAGAUCGUUAUACGGUGGGGCCUUGAUUGGGCAACCCGCCUACAAGAUGCGGUGAGUGGAAAGGAGAUGGCAGCAUUUGUUGUGACAACGUGCAUUGGCCAAGAAAUCCCUUGGAAAGAACAUGGUCAAGUGGGCGAGCUGGCACACAUACCGGCGCCUCACGAUUUCCCACUGAAGAUCAUCGAGGUGAAUGGUGAACCAACCAGUGAACUAAGUGGCAAUGGUGAAGACGAAGAAUUUUCCGAGGCUGCCACCAGCGACUCUGGUGAGCUGUCGACCGUCGCGCCAGUGAUCGUGCCGGCGCGGAAACGGUGGGCAGAUAUCCGGGAUGAUGAUGAUGACAGUGAGGGAGAGGAACAAUGGUGA